Messenger RNA from Lachancea dasiensis, 822 nucleotides. NCBI's taxonomy places the organism in Eukaryota, Fungi, Ascomycota, Saccharomycetes, Saccharomycetales, Saccharomycetaceae. The record is from the annotation of a GenBank genome assembly.
AUGGCGCCAUGUCAAGCAAUGGUGCAAAUAAUACCAGGCGUGGUCCUGCCAAUUAGGAUAUUUGUUAACCGCAAGCAAAUUGCUAAGAACAUUCAAGAGUCUCAAUCGUCGUUUGAAACGCCUUUGUUAUCAAAUAACUCCAUCAUCAGAUUGAGAUCUCCACUUGUGCGACUUUACCUCUCAAACGCCGAUUCAAGGAGCCUCUGUCAAGAGAUCAGACAUGACUUAACGCUCAUCUUGUUUGAGCUUACAGCGAGGGAAGUCCAUGAGGAAGUAGUGGGGAAGCUCAAGAUCGGCAACCUUGUCAAAUUCGAAGAAGUUUUUGAAAGAGUGCCAGCACUGAAAUCUACGAUCGGCCUGGACAUCAAGAGCUGUCACUUGCAGACCCUUGAACGUGUUGCCAAAUAUCAGUACAAACUGCGUUAUGAUCAUAAUUGGGGCUUGGACAUUUUCAUCACAGACAUAAGGAAGCUCACAAGAAUACGGAACACUCUGUUACUACGCCUGUUAUCGUCCCAUUCCUGGAGCGAACGCUCUACCGAUUUACCUCAAGUGGGUAUAUCGGGAAUGAAUUUCCUCAGGCGAAUCCGAGAAGAAGUUGUACAGGGUGAACCAGAAGUUCUACAGGAACUUGAUGAUGAUGAGUUUUUGCUAAGUAGCGAAACGCCGGUCGCACCAAUUAUGUCUGGACCCGAAAAAUCCUCUUCUCAAGAGAAAAAACCGCAAUUCAAAUUUGCUCACCAGCAGCUACAAAGCCUUGGCAAUUGUAUCGAAAUACAUGUGCUCAGGAGACCCAAGCGUGUUCGUAGCACUGAAACUUGA